This is a messenger RNA of Passer domesticus (house sparrow), 492 nucleotides long. It is a transcript of the gene ATP5MG, whose product is annotated as ATP synthase membrane subunit g. Gene Ontology annotation, biological process: proton motive force-driven ATP synthesis. The transcript has 3 exons. The record is from RefSeq and is a predicted model, not a curated record. NCBI's taxonomy places the organism in Eukaryota, Metazoa, Chordata, Aves, Passeriformes, Passeridae. Bases 95 to 418 code for a protein of 107 amino acids. Gene Ontology annotation, molecular function: proton-transporting ATP synthase activity, rotational mechanism.
GCCCCGCCCCGCGCACGUGGCCCGGGGUCCUCGGUGCGGGCUGGCCGCGGCGAACGCCGGGCGCGGCGCGGGCGGUGACAUUGAGCGCGCAGCCAUGGCCAAGGCGGCGCAGGGGCUGGUGCAGCGGCUGGUGCAGCGCGGGCCCGAGCUGCUCGGCGCCGCCGUGACCUACUCGAAGCCGCGCUUGGCCACGUUCUGGUACUACGCCAAGGUGGAGCUGGCCCCGCCGACCCCCGCCGAGAUCCCGCGGGCCAUCGACAGCAUGAAGGGCCUGGUGAGGGCGUUCCAGAGCGGCCGCCUGGCGCAGCUCACCGUCAAGGACGCGCUGAGGAACGGCCUGGUGGCCACGGAGGUGCUGAUGUGGUUUUACAUCGGGGAGAUCAUCGGCAAGGGCGGCCUCAUCGGCUACAACGUGUGAGCCCUCCCCUCGGCUGUGCCACCCUGCUGGGUCUGGGACGGCGUCUGCAACAAUAAACUGGGAGCCUGUACCGA